This is a messenger RNA of Sphenostylis stenocarpa, 747 nucleotides long. The record is from the annotation of a GenBank genome assembly. Lineage: Eukaryota; Viridiplantae; Streptophyta; Magnoliopsida; Fabales; Fabaceae.
AUGAUUGAGAGGUCUACAAACCUUGACUGGUACAAGGGUCCAACCCUUCUUGAGGCUCUUGAUCAGAUCAAUGAGCCCAAGAGGCCAUCAGACAAGCCUCUUCGGUUACCCCUUCAGGAUGUGUACAAGAUUGGAGGAAUUGGAACUGUACCUGUUGGACGUGUUGAAACUGGUGUCUUGAAACCUGGAAUGGUUGUUACUUUUGCACCAACUGGACUUACCACUGAAGUUAAGUCCGUGGAGAUGCACCAUGAAGCCCUCACCGAGGCUCUUCCCGGUGACAAUGUGGGAUUCAAUGUGAAGAAUGUUGCUGUGAAGGAUCUGAAACGUGGUUUUGUUGCCUCAAACUCCAAGGAUGACCCUGCCAAGGAGGCUGCAAACUUCACAUCUCAAGUUAUAAUCAUGAAUCACCCUGGACAGAUUGGAAAUGGAUAUGCACCUGUUCUUGAUUGCCACACCUCCCACAUUGCUGUCAAAUUUGCCGAACUUGUGACUAAGAUUGAUAGGCGAUCUGGUAAAGAGCUUGAGAAGGAGCCCAAAUUCCUAAAGAAUGGAGAUGCCGGUUUUGUCAAGAUGAUUCCCACUAAGCCAAUGGUGGUUGAAACCUUCUCCGAAUAUCCUCCACUUGGUCGUUUUGCUGUGAGAGACAUGCGUCAAACUGUGGCCGUGGGAGUCAUCAAGAGCGUGGAGAAGAAGGACCCCACUGGAGCGAAGGUCACCAAGGCUGCACAGAAGAAGGGCAAAUGA